This is a messenger RNA of Colias croceus (clouded yellow), 2878 nucleotides long. It is a transcript of the gene Acadvl, whose product is annotated as very long-chain specific acyl-CoA dehydrogenase, mitochondrial. Lineage: Eukaryota; Metazoa; Arthropoda; Insecta; Lepidoptera; Pieridae. The record is from RefSeq and is a predicted model, not a curated record. The transcript has 7 exons. Bases 246 to 2111 code for a protein of 621 amino acids. Gene Ontology annotation, molecular function: flavin adenine dinucleotide binding; fatty-acyl-CoA binding; very-long-chain fatty acyl-CoA dehydrogenase activity.
UUAGUACCUAGGCAUUCAAAUACGAUUGCGACUUAUUUCGAAAGUUUGUUCAUACGUGUUCAAAGGUUUUGUAAUUUUAAAUUUAUGUUUUAAGCAAAAGUGUAAGAUAUAUCAUAGCUUCCUUUAGUCUAUUUUAAUAAUAAUCAUAUUAUUAUGCAUUAAAUAGUAUUAAAAUAUUGUAAUAUACACAUUUUUGUUCAGCUAAGUACAUAAUAUUUACUUUCAAGAUUUUUUGGCCCGUCACAAUGAAAAGCACAAAGUUGGUAGGAUGUGCAAAGAGAUGUUUGUGUGGUCCCCGUGUAAUGCCCCGCAGCGGCAUGGCGACAGCAGCCGCCGCCACGGCCCAGGAGCGCGGUGCCCGCCAGAGCGCUUCCUUCACGCUCAACCUGUUCCGCGGCCAGCUGGAGCCGGCCCAGGUCUUCCCUUUCCCUGAGCCUCUCUCCGAUGAACAGAAACAGACCCUCGCCGAACUCGUCCCCCCCGUGGAGAAGUUCUUUCAGGAGGUGAACGACCCCGCGAAGAACGACGCAGAGGCACAGAUCGAGGAGGGCACGCUGGCGGGGCUGUGGGAGCUGGGCGCGUUCGGGCUGCAGGUGCCGACGGAGCUGGGCGGGCUGGGGCUGAGCAACACGCAGUACGCGCGGCUGGUGGAAGUGGUGGGCGCGCACGACCUGGGCGUGGGCAUCACGCUGGGCGCGCACCAGUCCAUCGGCUUCAAAGGCAUCCUGCUGUUCGGCUCGGAGGAGCAGCGCGCGCACUACCUGCCGCGCGUCACGGGCGGCGAGUACGCGGCCUUCUGCCUCACCGAGCCUUCCUCCGGCUCCGACGCAGGCUCCAUCAAAACGAGAGCGGUUCUAUCUCCCGACGGCAAACAUUACAUUUUGAACGGAUCGAAGAUUUGGAUCAGUAACGGUGGAAUCGCGGAAAUCAUGACCGUGUUUGCGCAAACUCCAAUCGAAAAGGACGGCAAAACCGUGGAUAAGGUGACGGCGUUCAUAGUGGAGCGGUCGUUCGGCGGCGUGUCGUCGGGCCCGCCCGAGAACAAGAUGGGCAUCCGCUGUUCCAACACCACGGAGGUGUACUACGAGGACGUGCGCGUGCCCGUCGCCAACGUGCUCGGCGGCGUCGGCAACGGCUUCAAGGUGGCGAUGAACAUCCUGAACAACGGGCGGUUCGGCAUGGCGGCGGCGCUGGCGGGCACGCAGCGCGCGGCGCUGCGCCAGGCGGCCGAGCACGCCGCCACGCGCGUGCAGUUCGGCCGGCGCCUGGCCGACUUCGCCGCCGUGCGCGAGAAGCUGGCGCGCAUGGCCAUGCUGCAGUACGUCACCGAGGCGCUGGCCUACAUGGUCAGCGGCAACAUGGACACGGGCUGCCAGGACUACCACCUCGAGGCGGCCGUGUCGAAGGUGUUCGCGUCCGACUCCGCCUGGAACGUGGUCGACGAGGCGAUCCAGAUCCUCGGCGGCAUGGGCUUCAUGAAGGCGACCGGGCUCGAGCGCGUGCUGCGCGACCUGCGCAUCUUCCGCAUCUUCGAGGGCACCAACGACAUCCUGCGCCUGUUCGUGGCGCUCACCGGCAUCCAGUUCGCCGGCUCGCACCUGCAGGAGCUGCAGCGCGCCUUCAAGAACCCGGCCGCCAACCUCGGCCUCAUCUUCAGCGAGGCGGGGCGGCGCGCCGGCCGCGCCGUGGGGCUGGGCCGCGCGCCCGAGCUGGACGCGCACGUGGCGCCCGCGCUGCGCCCCGCCGCGCGCCACCUCGCGCGCCAGGUGCUCGAGUUCGGCGCCGCCGUGGAGGCCGCGCUGCGCAAGUACGGCCGCGGCGUGGUGGACGAGCAGCUCGUGCUCAACCGCCUGGCCGCCGCCGCCAUCGACGCGUACACGUCCGCCGCCGUGCUGUCCCGCGCGUCGCGCGCCGCGCGCCUCGGCCUGCCCGCCGCCGCGCUCGAGCUGCGCCUCGCCGAGGCGUGGACCGAGGAGGCCACGGAGCGCAUGGCGCGCCUCGGCGACGCGCUGUCGCCGCGCACGCUGCAGCACUACGCGCGCCUCUCGGACCUCGGCCGCGACGUCGCCGACGCGGCCGGCCAGGUGACGCGCAACCCGCUCAACCUGUGACGCGGCCCCGCCCGGGAUGCGAUUAGGAAAUAGGGAGCCCGCUCGCGUAUAGACUUAAGGAACUAUAAAAUUGUACAUAAUCUAUUAGGUAGGCUAGACGUCGACGUGCAGCGAGGCGUCCCAGGCGCGCGCGUUGACCAGCUUGAGCGUGGCGCGCAGCGCGGCGCCCGGGCCGAGCGCCAGCGUGAGCGGCUGCGGCGUGUCGCGCGGGCGCGCGUACAGCGCGUGCAGCACCUGCUCCCAGCGCACGGGCGCGGCGGUGAGGCGCGCCAGGCGGCGGCGCGCGCCGGCCGCCGAGCUGACGGCACGCGCGUCCACGCAGGACACGAGCGGCACGCGCGGCGCCGCCACGUGCACGGCCCGCAGCGCCUCGCGCACGGCCAGCUCGGCGCGCGCCAUGAGCGGCGUGUGGAAGGCGCCGGCCACGCGCACGCGGGCGCUGCGCCGCACGCCGAGCCGCCGCCCCUCGCGCUCCACGUACCGCAGCGCCUGCGCAUGCGACGUCCCUCGUACAGUCUUUGUAGUGUUACGUGAUGCCUCCCCCCUCAGAUUUUGUAAGAAUGUAAUUUAAAAUAUUGUAAUUAAAAGUAUUUAUAUUUUUAAAAUGAUUUUUACUCAUAUUACAUCGAUUCGACACGACACUUCGUAUUGUGACGGACGAGCCUACCGUACACGGUAGAAACGUAGGCUCGCUGAACUGUUGAGUCGUUUGCUAAUGCAGACAUACAUAUUUAUGAAAUCUUGUUUAAAUAAAAAAUAACUAUUAA